CUCCCCCUAAUAGCCUAACCUACACCUAUCACGUAGCUAUUCCCCUGCUUCUGGGUGCUAUCCAGUUCCGGCAAACCCCCUGCCAAAUAUUAAAAGUACCUGCCUCCUACUAGUAGUACCUACCUAGUAACGUGCGGGGGGCCAAGCCAGUACUAACCCAACAACCCUCGAAAACAACAUUAACAGGAAUAACUGGAACUUUGAACUCCAACAAAACUCCAAGAACUCCAACGCUCCAACACUCCGCAACAACUUUCCCGAUACCAAGAAAAAUAUCUCAAGAUUCGGUACCAUGUGCUUGUGUAAGACUGACCAGGUAGACACCAUCUGACCCUUUUCUUACCUUUGCAUUAUCGUAUCUUCCCAAGAUCUAUGGCCUCCUCUUAUCGGCCUUGUGGGUGUAUCGUAUCGAAUGGCACCGAAAUCAGAACCUGAUACAAGAGACGAAGAGCGUCUCGCCGCCUGCUUCAACUGUAAGAAAUCAAAGUUGAAGUGCGUGCGGCCUAGUGGUUCUUCCACAUGUACUCGAUGCACACAGCGCGCAAUUCAAUGUUCCGCCCCUCUCUUCCACGUCGGUCGACAUAAAGGAGUUAAAAACAAGCAUUCCGGGCUAGAGAAGGCGGUGUUUCAGAUAGAACAGGCAUUAAGGAGAUCACAUGCCGGUGCUAUCGACCAGGUCCAAAGUGCGGAGCAAGCCUCCGAGUUGCGAUAUCUUCUCGAAAGAAGCCGAGAGCUCCUGAAUGAGACUCAUGCGCUUCCGCGGCGCAUAUCUACAGUGAAUGGAUUGGAACAUGAUCAGUCGUCUGUGUCACCUCAGCAAAGCUCAAUCUCAAUAGGGACGUCACCUUCACAGUCUUGUUCCCGCGACGACUCAGCGGUGCACUCUAAUAAGAUUGAAGAAGACCAGCUUAGCUUGGAUGAUGCCGAAAAUCCAUUACAGUUGCUUGCGCGGACAUCUGAAUUAUUAUCAUCAAUUACCCCUCAGGUGCAGGGAACUGGCACAACGCGACCUCCUUCUAAAUUCACUCCCAAUCGUAACACUGCUGGGGAAGGCGAUGAUUUACAAAAGUUCUUCGGCCGAUUUCAAGCGCGACUCGAUGUUGCCGAGGACCUUGAUCCCAUUGAGCUGGGGCUCAUCACUCUUCCGGAAGCCGAGACACUCUUCGCGUAUUUCUAUGAAAACCUCGCGCAUACACGAUGGGGAAUCGACCCCGUGAUACAUACAGUAGAGUUUGUUCGAAGUCGGUCAGCCUUCUUGCUAACCUCGAUCGCCGCUGCGUCGGCAUUGUUUUCCCCCUCCAUGGAAUCCCUAUAUAAGAGGCUUUCGAACCAUCGACAGAAGCUGGCUAGCCUUGUGAUGGCAAAACGUUUUAAAUCCGUCGAGAUCGUAUUGGCUUUCAUGGUUAAUAUACCUUGGAUCUCUGCUGGUGAGCAUUGGGCUGAUGACGAAACCUCGACCUACUUGUCCAUGGCCUUGACGAUAGCCUUGGACUUAUCCUUGAAUAAAAUCGUUCUACAUUCAUCUACAGAGCCCCGAAGCCCGAGGGGAGAUAUUAUUGCCACAUCUGAUUGCAUAUCGGCACGAAAGGCGCUUGGUAUAGACGGGUUUCUCGGGGUCGAUCCAGACUCUCCGAGAGGUCUAAGGCUUCUGAGGAGGAGGGAACGAACUUGGCUAUCCUUGUUCGUCCUUGAAAGAGGUGUGUGCCUUGCCAGGGGGAGGAACUAUGUCCUACCGAUGUCACCUCUCAUAGAGAAUUGCGAUCAAUGGCACGUGAGCGAACUAGCAGACAGAUGGGAUGGUUCCAUUGUAUCCGUUGCAGUUCUAAGAAGAGAUUUGGCAAAUUUGAUUUCAAAAGUGAGAUCAAUAUGUGAUAGUUAUGUGAACGGGAACAGCGAAUUGGCUGUAGUCGACAGAGUCAAAAGCGAAAUCACUAUCUUCUUCGACAGGUGGUACCAAACUUGGCCUGUGCAAAUAGGCGACCGCGAACAACUAUCUUUACCUCCUUAUGUCGAGAUUCUUGCUUCGCAUACUCGACUAUCUUUAUAUAGUUCCGUGAUCAAUCAUGGCACUGCGCCCGUGGGAGCCCGGCACUUCUUCCGUGCCGCAGGCCUCUCAUCUGCGCUGAACGUUUUACGGGUGGCAGUUCAAGGUGAAGGCCAGCUAAGGUCUAUGCCCAACAACACGGCUAUCAUGAUAUCCUUUGCUGCGUGUUUCGCGCUCAGGGUUAGUACCGUUGCCGAUGGUCGGGGCUCAAGUUUAGCCCCGAGUAUUAGGGCCUUAAUCGCGGAAACCACGGAUGCAUUGGAAAGGAUAGGAUCAACUCCGAUACAACGGAAGGGGCUCUCUUGUCUGUUCGCAGGGCAACUGAGGCAGAUCCUGAAGUACGCAUCGCGGGCUUCAGAGACUGUUCCAUCUCUACCAGAGCCAAACGGAGACGCUCCCAAAACUGCCCCCAUGUAUACGGACUUGCCCCCUGCCCACAUAGCCAACCACCAAGGGACAAUACAAAUGCCGGUGCCAGCGUCAUCUCUACCGGUGGACUAUUUACUAUUCUCUACGAUGUCCAAUGAAAACCAGUUAGACGAGGCCAUUCACAAUACGGAAAUUGGACUCAAUGCAUUCUGGGAGGAUUUUCAAUUUCAAAGCGCAGACCUGGAUUGGAUGGACUGGUCGACAUUUGGAUCAUGACAUAAACGUUGUACAACUUCUACAUGAAAUAUGGAUGGAUGUUUUUUGAUGAUAUGGGUACUACUCUGGCGUCUGCGAGAUAAACGGGGGCAUUGAUGCGGUGUUAGGUAUGGUUCCUGGACAUUUCUGGAUCAACGUGUUAGCUUGGUAGCUACUAGGUAUAGGUACUUUAACCAUGUGAUUUCUGCUUGUUCUUUCUGGAUUUUUCUGGACACCUAGACAGGAGCAGACACCUUUACUAGGACCCUUCUCGCAGAAGAUGCUACAUACGAUGGGUUACAAAGUGUGUGUGUGUGUGUGUGUGUGUGUGUGUGUCGAUGAACAACCCAGACAAGACAUGUGAUUGAUUGGGCACGGCACGGCGUUACUAUGUUUACUAUUUUGAAGACAGCACCACAAAGUUCCUGCUUAGUGUAGGGCUUCUAGAAUGGUGUUCGAAGGGUUGCUUGCUUGCU
Molecule: messenger RNA, 3144 nt
Organism: Hypoxylon fragiforme
Lineage: Eukaryota; Fungi; Ascomycota; Sordariomycetes; Xylariales; Hypoxylaceae
Exons: 7
Coding region: 413-2689 (758 amino acids)
Biological process (GO): regulation of DNA-templated transcription
Cellular component (GO): nucleus
Molecular function (GO): transcription cis-regulatory region binding; DNA-binding transcription factor activity, RNA polymerase II-specific; zinc ion binding
Source: RefSeq, a predicted model, not a curated record